Solanum dulcamara is the source of this 794-nucleotide messenger RNA. Its product is annotated as probable histone H2A variant 1. NCBI's taxonomy places the organism in Eukaryota, Viridiplantae, Streptophyta, Magnoliopsida, Solanales, Solanaceae. The transcript is spliced from 3 exons. Gene Ontology annotation, cellular component: nucleosome. Gene Ontology annotation, molecular function: protein heterodimerization activity; DNA binding; structural constituent of chromatin. The record is from RefSeq and is a predicted model, not a curated record. The coding region runs from base 124 to 537 and encodes 137 amino acids.
CCCUCCAAAAAAGUAACCGCGAAAACAAGUUCUGUUUUAAAAUAGUCAAAUAAGAGUUGGGCAAUAAAUCAAACAGUUAAGCUGCAUUGCAGAUCUACAGAGACGAAGCCUCAAGUAAGGAAAAUGGCAGGAAAAGGUGGGAAAGGGCUAGUGGCCGGGAAGACAACAGCUGCAGCGGCUCCCAACAAGGAGAAAGACAAGAAAAAGCCAAUCUCUCGUUCAUCUCGUGCGGGCCUGCAGUUUCCAGUGGGAAGAAUUCACCGUCAGCUCAAGACCAGAACCUCUGCUCAUGGCAGAGUUGGAGCAACAGCAGCCGUUUACUCUGCUGCAAUUCUGGAGUAUCUGACUGCAGAGGUUCUUGAAUUAGCUGGUAAUGCAAGCAAGGAUCUUAAACUGAAGAGAAUCACCCCCAGGCAUUUGCAACUGGCCAUUCGUGGAGAUGAGGAACUUGACACCCUUAUCAAAGGAACCAUUGCUGGUGGUGGUGUCAUCCCUCACAUUCACAAGUCCCUCAUAAACAAAAUCACCAAGGAGUGAAAUUCUCCUGUUUUAUCUUAAAUAUAUCUUGACUAAUUUGUGUUUUUUCCUCUUUACCUGGGUUGACUAAUGAUGGGGCACUGUUGGUUGUGUUUGAUUAGAAUAACUUAUCUGAUGUAAUGAACAUAUUAGUUUGAUGUUUUCAUUUUGUUGGUCUUAGUUGGUAUGUGGCUUGUUGAUGCAUGUUUGUCACUGUUUAUCAUGACACUAUCAGUCUUCAAUGCAUUGGCUACCAAAGUGUGUAUUAGGAUGGCAAA